AUAUAUAUACAAAUAUAUGAGUUGGACUGCACAAGGUACCCCAUCAACAAGUUUUUAGUUUCCCCCACCAAGAAUAGGAAAAUGUUUGGAACAAUUUCAGAAGAGAUGGAAGUGCAAGUUUCAGCCACAGAAGCAUGGCAACUCUACGGAACGCUUCGGCUGGCAAGGCUCACUGAAGAAGAGCUCUCUGAUGUCAUUCACAAAAUUGACAUCAUAGAAGGUGAUGGAGGUGUUGGCACAAUUCUCAAACUAACAUUUCCACCAGGGACGCCGGUUUUUUCUUAUUACAAGGAGAAGUUUACAAAGAUUGAUGAUGAGAAUCGAGUGAAAGAAGCGGAGGUGAUUGAAGGAGCAUAUCUUGAAAUAGGAUUUACUCUGUAUAGGGUUCGCUUUGAAAUCAUAGAGAAAAGUGAGAAUUCAUGCAUAACCAAGUCCACAAUUGAGUAUGAAAUCAAGGAAGAAGCUGCUGCUAAUGCUUCACUCGUUAGCAUCCAGCCACUGGUGAAAAUUAUGGAUGUCUCGGCCAAUUAUCUCCUCAAAAACAAAAAGUAAACUAUGAUAUGCCUCUCUACUUUCAAAUUUGUCAGCCCUUUAUCAUUGUUAUAAAAUAAAUUUCAACUGUAGUUUGUUUGUUGUUAAGAAAGGAUGAAAUUAAACCGAUGAUGUUCAAAUUUCAAUUGUAACUUGUUUGGGAUUAUAUAUAUAUACAGUUAUAGUGUUA
Molecule: messenger RNA, 721 nt
Organism: Cornus florida
Lineage: Eukaryota; Viridiplantae; Streptophyta; Magnoliopsida; Cornales; Cornaceae
Product: norbelladine synthase-like
Exons: 2
Coding region: 82-552 (156 amino acids)
Biological process (GO): defense response; abscisic acid-activated signaling pathway
Cellular component (GO): nucleus; cytoplasm
Molecular function (GO): signaling receptor activity; protein phosphatase inhibitor activity; abscisic acid binding
Source: RefSeq, a predicted model, not a curated record